UUCUGGACGCUGGAGCCCGGUUUGGUUUUCAUCACUAGCGUGGCACAGCCGGAGGGGAUGUGUCGCCAGAGCUCGGGCCCUGAACUUUCUGAGAUGAGGCUGUUUCAGGAUGGCUAAGGUAGAGCAACCCCUUCCCUAGCCCCCUCCUCCCCCCGCAGCCUGCCCGGGGCCCUGGAGGAGGGAUGGCAGGGGUUCACUCACAAGGGACCCAGCACCAUCUGGAUCGCAGCACAGGGCUGGCUUGAAGUGUCUCUCCAGCUCCUAACCCAGCCCCUCCCCUCUCUGUCAACUCCCCCUUUCUGUCCCCUCCCUGGUGUCGCACUGGUCAUCUGAGCUUUGUGGCCACUUCCACUCAGCCAGCAGACUUCCCCCAGCUGACUUCAGCUCAGACACCUGCCUGGCUGGGAAGCGUCCCAGUUCUCCUCCAGGGGUGGUGCUUCUCCCCCCUCGUCUGUGAAAUACCCAGGAGAAGGGCCCGGAUUUCCAGGAGGCUCCCAGCAGACCUUUGGGAAGGGAAGAGAAGACCCUGGGGGAUUUUACCCUUUCCCGAGCUAUCGCAGAUCUGAAAGGAGGCAUAUGCAGCGGAAGGGAUCCAUGUAAACUCUGGUGAGCUGGAGCUCUUUCACUAGUGAGGCUGGGACUGUGACUCCCCCCCUGGGUCCCAGACUGUUUAUUCCCCAGGCCUUCAUUGCCAGUUGUGGACUGUCUGCACAUUUCAGCCAUGACUACCUCUGCCUUGCGCCGGCAGGUAAAAAACAUUGUGCACAAUUAUUCGGAGGCGGAGAUCAAAGUGCGUGAGGCGACCUCCAAUGACCCCUGGGGCCCACCCAGCACCUUGAUGUCAGAGAUUGCAGAUCUGACCUUCAACACAGUGGCUUUCUCUGAGGUCAUGGGCAUGAUCUGGAGGCGGCUGAACGACAGUGGCAAGAACUGGCGCCAUGUAUACAAGGCACUGACCCUGCUGGACUACCUCAUCAAAACCGGAUCGGAGAAGGUGGCCCAUCAGUGCCGGGAGAACCUUUACACCAUUCAGACCCUGAAAGACUUCCAGUACACAGACCGCGACGGCAAGGACCAGGGCAUUAACGUGCGGGAGAAAGUCAAGCAGGUCAUGGGCCUGCUGAAGGAUGAGGAGAGACUGAAGCAGGAAAGGGCUCACGCCCUGAAGACGAAAGAACGCAUGUCUGUGGAGGGCGCAGGCAUCAGCAGCAGCCAGCAGCUCUCCCAUAGCAGGCGGACAUCGCAAUAUGGAGAAGACUAUAGCAGGCCGAGGGGGUCUCCGUCAUCUUUUAAUUCUUCUUCCUCAUCCCCUCGGCUCGCCUCUGACCUGGAACAGGCAAGACCUCAGACAACUGGAGAGGAGGAGCUGCAGUUGCAACUUGCUCUGGCCAUGAGCCGAGAGGAGGCCGAGAAGCAGCCGCUUCCUCCAGCCACCAGAACCGAUGAAGAAUUGCAAUUGCAGAUAGCACUCAGCCUGAGCAAAAAGGAGCAUGAGAAGGAAGUGAGGGCAUGUCAAGGAGAGAACUCCCUGCUUCAGAGGGCACUGCAAGAGACUUUCCCGGGUACAGAGGAGGAGGAGGAGGAAGAAGAGGAUAAGCUGAAGAAAAAUCAGUCCUCCAUCGUGGAGCUGGCAGACAUUUUCGGACCACCACCAGUAACCCAUGCUUCAGUUGACCCUUGGGAUAUUCCAGGUGGGGACCCUUCUCGAUCGGCUGAUGGUUGGGAGAAUGGCAGAACCUUCUCUCCUCCAGCUCUGUCCCUGGCCAGUUCUUGGGCACCUAACAGUCUGAAGUCCAAUGUGGAACCCGCAGGAACCUCUUGGGGCCUUUCUGCAGACCCCUGGGCUCCAAUCCCUGCUGCUUCCGGGGAUCCUCUAAGCCAGAUGACAGCAUCCAUCAACCAAACCUCUGCAGAGCCUUGGGAUCUUCCUCCCAUAAGCUCCUCCUCUGACCCCUGGGGGAAGACCCCCCUCUCAGAUCUCUCAUCAGCAGAUGCCUGGGUAAAGGCAUCCCCACCGUCUAAAGCUUCCAUUGCUGCUGCUGUUGAUCCUUGGGGAGGUGCCGUUGACAAUCCUCCCACGGCAGGUGAUGUCACUUUUGACUUGUUUGGGAAACCGCCAGAACCGCUGGAACACGAGAGCUCACAGGCCCCGUCCUCUGUUAAACCGAAUAGCCCUGUUGAUUUGGACCUGUUUGGUGAGCUGGUGCACAGCACCACGCAGAAUGGAGUCAAAACCACGGACGUUUUUGAUCUUGCGGGCUUAGGAGAGUCUCUUGCUGACUCCGACAAAGAAAGGAAAGAUUGUAAAACUCCAGAGUCCUUUCUUGGCCCAACUGCCUGCUCCCUGGUGAAUUUGGACUCCUUGAUUGGUGCCCCACCGACCGUGAAGUCACAUAAUCCGUUUUUGUCAGGUCUCAGUGCACCUUCUCCCACAAACCCAUUCAGCAUCAGUGAUCAGAGCAAACCAACGCUCAACCAGAUGAGGACCAGUUCCCCAGUGCCGGGCAUGGCCAUGGGGAUGACCAUGAACUCCAUGACCUACAGUACUUCUCUCCCUCUUCCGCUCAGCAGCGUCCCGUCGGCAGUGACCCUUCCUGUUUCCAUGAGUGCCUUCCCCCAGACCGGGGCAGGGCCGUUUCCAGAGCUACCCAGGAACCUGCCUCAGCCUUUGUUGCCACUGACUGGCUCUACUCCUCCCCCACCCUCGCAGGGGGUGAUGAACCCUUUCCUCUGAAGUCUCUUGGUCUGUGUUACCUGCAGUCUCUCUUGUCCCGCCCCUGACUGUUAUGGAAAUCUUUGCGUGCUCUCAUGCAAAGGCCAUGUGGGCACCAGUUCAUUAGUUGUGAUGGAGGAAACCAUUCACCUGCAACUCCGAACCCCUCACCUGCCCAGGUCACAGACACCGUUAGCAUGAAUCUCCUUGCUUGAAGUGCUGUAGAAGUACCUGCUCCAGCAUGGUGGGUGAAGGAGGCCUAGAUCUGCCUCUGAUGGCAAGAAGGGUACUCUUCUUAUCAGCUGGCAUUCCCACGAUCUGCAGAGUAGAUGGAGGGAGUCCCUCAGGAAGGGCUUUCAUUGUCCAGGGCUCUCCGGCACCACAUACUGCUCCAUAGAGAGCCCAGUAGGAAGCAUCUUAACAGACAUUUUCUAGUCUCCACCGAUCCCUUAGAGAUCAGCCUGGGCCCACCAGUGGGAGAGAAGAAUCCUUCUGUACUUUGCAUAGGAGGUGCAAAUCGCUUGCUGCAACUUGCUGCCCCAAAGCUUGCUGGAGGUCAGGCCAUUCCUGGGGACAGGAGGAGUGCUCCUUAGAAUCCCGUUCCUCAGCUAGUGACCUGAAUGCUUCUCUCCGUGGCCCUGGGGAUGACUGAAUUGUGAUCCAAGAAUCCUGUUUCUCUCCUGCUGUCACCCAUAAGUUCCUCUGUGGACGCAAAUAUUUGGGACUCUGCCUGUCUUCCUCCACCCCAUCUUGGUGUUGCUGUUGGGAACCCUGUUUCUCUGCGGCUGUCACCUGGAUGUUACUCUGCUUGGGUGCUGGUCCUUGGAAACCUUUUCCUCCUCCACCACCGCUGUCAGCUGCACUGUUCUCCAUGGGGUGCUCCAUGGAUGUUCCCCAUAUUUUCCUUGGGCUUGGUGCAGAACCUCACAGGCUGACCCCAGCUCUCUUAAACUCUACAAGAGACCAAGUCCUGAGACACCCCAAGCAGGCCGGGAUAGCUUCAGCUCUUGGAUCCCAGCUCAAGCCAUUCGAAACUCUUCUGCCAGGACUGCUGUGCUGUGAGGGGGAGAAGGUCUAAUCAGCUGAGACUGUAGGAUGGAGUGAGACUGGAGGAUGUGAGGUUAACAUCCUGAGUGCCUGCUGUGUCUGAAGUUGAGGACUCCCUGCCAAUUCCAUCAGACCUCUGUGCAGAGAGGGGGGGGAUGACUCUGAGACACUAACACAGCAGAGGGGAGGGGUGACGGGACAAGGAAGGGGAAGUUGCUGUACAUUUGUUAGCUCUUUAGUGCAACACUUCUCUAAAGCAGCAGCGCAGUAACAGAGAUGUGGUGGCUAUAACAGAACUUAGGAGAACAAUAAAAUAUUCUAAUGUA
Messenger RNA from Pelodiscus sinensis (Chinese soft-shelled turtle), 4086 nucleotides. The record is from RefSeq and is a predicted model, not a curated record. NCBI's taxonomy places the organism in Eukaryota, Metazoa, Chordata, Testudines, Trionychidae.